Messenger RNA from Pyrenophora tritici-repentis Pt-1C-BFP, 1506 nucleotides. Its product is annotated as Zn-II 2Cys6 regulatory protein. NCBI's taxonomy places the organism in Eukaryota, Fungi, Ascomycota, Dothideomycetes, Pleosporales, Pleosporaceae. The record is from RefSeq and is a predicted model, not a curated record. Gene Ontology annotation, biological process: regulation of DNA-templated transcription; aflatoxin biosynthetic process. Gene Ontology annotation, cellular component: nucleus. Gene Ontology annotation, molecular function: DNA binding.
AUCGGACCGUCACACUAUUGCACAUACACAAUGUUUCAAACUUCAUCUCAUGCUUUUUCUUCUACUCAGCCUCCAUCACCGCCAAUGGAGAACAACAGUACCGGGCCCGAGAUCACUCUGGUAGCUACCGGGCCGAAUGGAGAGCAGAAGCCUCGGAAGAUGAGAGCAUCCUGUGACGCUUGCUCUCGUGCUAAAGUCAAAUGCGACAAAGUAAGACCGACUUGUCAUCGAUGCGGUAGCAUGAGUAUAUGCUGCAACUACUCGCCUUCAAUGAGACUAGGAAAGCCGCGCAAACACAGAAACCCGGACGGAUCUAUCAAGCGUGACGUAUCACCUGCUGGCUCUUAUGGACCCUUAGGAGCAAGAAUGGAGAUCAUCCCACGCACUACAUCUUACGCCUACGAAAGCUCUCCAGAGCCAACAGAUCCAUUCUUCUUUGGACCCAGCACGCCCGAGUACAAUUACCAGGACACUUACAUGGGAAACGGAUUUGACGGGGGUCAGUCGCCCGCAUACUCUGAAGGCGCCAGCUCACUUGUUGGUGCUUGGUCGAGUGAUGACCACGUAACGUACGGAGGCCAGACAGAUUUAUUUGCUCCAGUGCCCCAAUAUCUUCCGCCUCCCACCUCUUUCCACGGACAUGUUCGGUCGACCAGUGGACAGAGUCAGCUUGAGAUGUUUGCACCAGUAGAGCCCUUACAAUCCCCACCAGCCAUGAGCCAAAGAUAUCUUGGUGUUCCAGGCACGGUGCUGGUUCCACAAGAAAAGACAACGCCAUGUCAGCCUAUGGUGUCUGCACCUUUGCCGACACCACCGCCAGCUCCAACUCAUCUUCCAAACCACGACUGCACACAAUUAGCCUUCCAAAUGCUGAGCAGUGUGCAUACUCCAUCUUCCACCGGCAACUACCACGGUACAUUGGACAGCCUUCCAUCUUUGGAAUCCGUGCUCUCCACCAACAAGGCCGCCGCAGACAAACUCUAUGUAUUGCUCAGUUGCCAUUGCUCAUCGAACCCUCUUUUCUCCACUAUGAUCAAUCUUAUCAUCAUUGAGAUUUUAAAAUGGUACCAAGCUAUCGCAGGAGUCCACCAACAAGGCGAAGGAACAUCCCUCGAGACCCAGAUGAAGGCCUUCACGUACCCAUAUGUAUCUCCAGGACCCUCUGAUCCUGAGUCGGAGAACACAUACCGAACAAAUUUUGUUCUUUCCGAGCUUCUCAAAAUUGAGAAGCUCAUCGAUAAGUUCUCGGAGCGCUACUGCCAGGCUGCCAACACAGUUGAGACAGGGAUUGACAGCGGGGUAUACGUCGCCAUGGAGGCAUCACUCCGCACUCGCGUUCGAGACACUUUCCAAGUUACCAUGGCAGUUGCGCCAGAAACCAUCAAGCGCCAUCUUUCUUCGCGGGUACACAACCUUGUACGUGUCAGUACUGUGUAAAUUACUUUACUUUCCCUAUUCAUAGACCUGUUUCUUGCAUAAAUAUCCUCAGGGACCUUUUCGGUAAAA